Messenger RNA from Lithohypha guttulata, 1296 nucleotides. It is a transcript of the gene MCA1, whose product is annotated as Ca(2+)-dependent cysteine protease. Gene Ontology annotation, biological process: proteolysis. The coding region runs from base 1 to 1296 and encodes 431 amino acids. Lineage: Eukaryota; Fungi; Ascomycota; Eurotiomycetes; Chaetothyriales; Trichomeriaceae. Gene Ontology annotation, molecular function: cysteine-type endopeptidase activity. The transcript is spliced from 4 exons. The record is from RefSeq and is a predicted model, not a curated record.
AUGUCGUACUACCCGGGUCAAGGAGGCUAUGGCGCGCAACAACAUUCCUACGGCCCUCCUCAGUCGUACUCUCCACAACCACAAUAUCAGCAGUAUAAUCAAGGAUACCCACCACAACAAUCAUAUGGCUACCCGCCACAGCAACAGAACUACGGUCCCCAGAGCUACAACGCUCCGCCGCCGCAGAUAACGCCUUAUGGAUACAACAACCCUCCACCUCAAUCGCAAGGAGGCUAUGGUUAUGGCGGCCCACCUCCUCCACAGCCAAAUGGAUAUCCUGGUCCACGACCUGGCAUGCCGAGUGUAUACAACGCGAACGGCAACCCUCCGCCCCCUCCUACAGCUCCUCAGGCCUUCGGACACGGCGCUCCAAGUCAAUACCAAUUCCAGUACUCGAACUGCACGGGAAAGAGGAAAGCAUUGUUGAUCGGUAUCAACUAUUUCGGACAAAGAGGGCAGCUUCGCGGAUGUAUCAACGAUGUGAAGAACAUGUCCACCUACCUCAACCAAAACUUCGGCUACGCAAGAGAAGACAUGGUGAUCCUUACCGAUGACCAACAGAACGAAAUGUCCCAGCCGAAGAAGCGAAACAUCCUCAGAGCCAUGCACUGGCUCGUAAAAGAUGCACAACCUAAUGACUCUCUGUUUUUCCAUUACAGUGGUCAUGGUGGACAGACGCCUGACUUGGAUGGCGAUGAGGAGGACGGCUACGAUGAAGUCAUAUACCCAGUCGAUUUCCGUACCGAAGGUCACAUAGUAGACGAUGAGAUGCACAGGAUCAUGGUCAAGCCACUGAAGCCGGGCGUUCGCCUUACUGCGAUAUUCGAUUCAUGCCACUCUGGCUCCGCUCUCGAUCUUCCAUACCUCUACUCAACACAAGGUGUGCUCAAAGAGCCAAACCUGGCCAAGGAGGCGGGUCAAGGACUGUUGUCCAUCGUCUCAUCCUACGCUCGUGGCGACCUUGGUGGUAUGGCUUCUACUGCUAUGGGGCUGUUCAAGAAGGCGACAACCGGUAGUGCACAAUACGAGCGAGCCAAGCAAACAAAGACAAGUCCUGCCGAUGUGAUCAUGUGGUCGGGUAGCAAAGAUGAGCAAACUUCGCAGGAUGCAGUCAUUUCAGGAGAAGCAACAGGCGCAAUGAGCUGGGCUUUCGUCAAUGCUCUGAAGAAGAAUCCACAUCAGAGCUAUGUACAGCUCCUCAACAGCAUUCGUGAUGAGCUAUCAACCAAGUAUAGUCAAAAGCCUCAGUUGAGCUGCAGUCAUCCUUUAAAUACGGAUAUAUUGUACGUCAUGUAA